AUGCGGGUGCCCUGCGACUUCCUGGUUCGAGCUUUCAGGCGGGGUGCGCGGGGGGAGGGGGUGAAAGCGGUGGAUGUGCUGACUGUUCUGAGGGAGAAAGUGGCCUUUGUAUCAGGUGGAAGGGAUAAAAGGGGCGGCCCAAUUCUUACCUUCCCCUCACGGACCAAUCACGAUCGAGUGAAGCAGGAGGACCUGAGCAGGCUAGUCACCUACCUUUCCACCAUACCAAGUGAUGACGUUCGGGCCCGAGGGUUCACGGUGGUCGUUGACAUGCGCGGCUCAAAGUGGGAGAGCGUCAAGCCGUUGCUACGGACGCUACAGGAAGGGUUCCCUGCCCACAUUCACAUGGCCCUCAUCAUCAAACCUGACACUUUCUGGCAGAAACACAAGACCAACCUGGGCAGCGCCAAGCUCAGCUUUGAGACUAGUCUUGUGUCGGUGGAGGGGCUCUCCCGAUUGGUUGACCCAUCCCAGCUGACCUCUGACCUGGGCGGGUCUCUGGAGUAUGAUCAUGUGGAGUGGACUGAGCUGAGGCUGGGACUGGAGGAGUUCACAGGGGCUGCCGGACAGCUCCUAGCCCAGCUGGAGCAGCUGGAGGCUGGGCUGGCCCGUGAAGGCGAGCCCCUGGGUGUGGAUGAGGCCCGCAAGCUUCUUGAGGAGCACGGCCGACUACGAACUGCCGUAGCCACGGCGCCUGUCGACGCCAUCGACCGCGAAGGGCGGAGCUUGCUCCAGCGCAUGCGGCUUGGCCCCACCCACAGCUCCGACGCCCCGGGUGAGGCCCCCAGCAGUAACCACGGCUACGGCAGCUGGUUGUCGGGUGGAGCGGACUUCCAGAGCGUGGCGCCUAAGGUCGCCGCCCUACUGGAGAGGCUGCAGAGUGCCAGGACACAUCUUCAGCAGAGCUGGGCCGAACACAAGCAGCACCUGGACCAGGCCCUGCAGCUGCACCUGUACGAACAGGACGCAGCCAAGAUGUCAGAGUGGAUCUCCCACAGUAAGGAGUUGUUCCUGCAGAGCCAGACAGACGUCGGCCUGAACCACCAGCAUGCCCUCGACCUCCAGGCCCAGCAUCAGCACUUUACCAUGAACUGCAUGAACGGGAGUGUGAAUGUGGACAGCGUUGUCUCCGUGGCGACGCGGCUGAGCGAGACAGGACACUACGGGGCUGAGCGGAUCACCAGUGUGUCGUCGCGGUUACAGGAGGACUGGAAGGGACUGACCACAGUGCUGGAGGACCGCAGCAGCACGCUGAGCUUCUCCACAGGCUUCCACCAGGGAGCUGAGCAGUUCCUGUCUCGUCUGAAGGGCUGGUGUGAGGGUUGUCAUGACAGUCCGCUCCCAGCUGAGAUGCAGGAACUGGACACGUCCAUCCAGCAGCACCAGGAGCUCUACGAAGAGAUCUCUGCUGUCUACAAACAGGUCAGUGAGAGUGGGAAAGUUCUUCUCGACGUUUUACAACGCCCGGCAGAAUUGGAGGAGUCUUCGUUACCGACGGCACCUGUAGACUUCUCCGAAGCUGCUCACGGCAUCAUGGGAGUUCUGCAGGAGGUCAUGCAAGGUCACCAGUAUGUUGAGGGGGCGUGGCAGCGGCGCAAGCUUCGCCUACACCAGCGUCUGCAGCUGUGCGUUUUUCAACAAGAUGUCCGGCAGGUGGUGGACUGGGUGGAGCAGCAUGGGGAGGUGUUUCUGACUAAGCACACAGGCGUUGGCAAGUCUCUCCACCGAGCACGUGCGCUGCAGAAACGCCAUGACGACUUCCAGCAGGUGGCCCAGAACACUUACACCAAUGCGGAGAAGCUGCUGGAGGCUGCGGGGCAGCUGGCCCAGUCGGGGGAGUGCGAGGAGGGGGAGAUCUACUCUGCUGCGGGGGACCUGGAGCUUCGCAUGCAGGCCUUCAUCCAGCGCGUGGAGCAGCGCAAGCUGCUGCUGGACCUGGCCGUGUCCUUCUACACACACACCAAGGAGCUCUCGGCGUGGAUGGAGGGUCUGCAGAAGCAGAUGAUGGGCGAGGUGUGUGUGUGUCCAGAGUCGGUGGAGGCCCUUCAGGUCCUGAUCACCCAGCAGCAGCAGCAGCAGGCCAGCACCCAGGACGCCUCGCUCAGCGUCAUCAGGGAGGGCGAGGACCUCAUCCUGCAGCUCAGGCCCCAAGGCAGCUCGGUCUCCCAUGUGGAGACAGUGCUGCAGCAGUUGGAGGAGUCCCAGGCUCAGCUGGAGGAGCUGUUUCACCAGAGGAAGAUCAGACUGGAUGUUUACUUACAGCUACGCAUACUACAACAGUGCACUCUGGAGGUCACAGGGGAGAUGGAGGCAUGGAAACAGGACCUCCAGAAGCAAGCUCAGGACUUCACAGCCGAGAAGCUAACAGUAGCAGCGCCACGCGUUGGGGAUGCCAGCCAGGAGAAGCAAGGGUUGGCGCCGUCGCGGCUAGUGGAGGCUAACCCAGAAGGGCUAACGCUAGCACAGCAGCGCAUCCACAGACACAUGGAGCGACGGCUGGCCAUGAACAACAUGACCUAUGAGGUCAUCCAACAGGGACACGAUCUUCAGCAAUACAUCACUGAAGUCCAGGCCUCAGGUAUUGAGCUCACGGCUGAGGGAGACACUGAGCUGGCCUCCCAGGUAGAAGAGCUCCAGCAGCUUCUUCAGGAGAAGCAGAAAGAGCUGCACCAGAUAGCUGACCACACGCACACACACCUGGAGCAGAGCCUGCAGCUACGCCACCUCCAGACACAAGUCAAACAGGUGUUGGGCUGGAUUGGUGAGGGAGAAGUGAUGCUGUCCUCCUGCAUGAUCAACUCCAGCUCCUUAUCUGAAGCAGAGCAGCUGCAUAGAGAACACGAGCGCCUCCAGCAGGCCAUAGAGUCGCUGCUCCACGCCGACUCUCUCCAGAGGACCCACCAGGUGGCGCUGGCUCUGCAGCAGAGGGCGGAGCUCCUGGUGAGGGCGGGGCAUUACGACUCGGAGGCAGUGAGGGCGUGCGCCCAGACGGUGGCGCUGCACUGGCAGACCCUCAUGCUGCGCAUGGAGGACCGCCUCAAGCUGGUCAUGGCCUCCGCCGCCUUCUACCGCACCUCGCAGCAGGUGUGUGGUGUGUUGGAGAGCCUGGAACAGGAGUACCGGAGGGAUGAGGACUGGUGUGGCGGGGGCGAGAGGCAGGGCACCCGGGGACAGCCGGAGCACCUCAUCCCUCUCAUCAACAAACACAUGGAGCAGAAGGAGGCCUUCCUCAAGGCCUGUACUUUGGCGAGACGCAACGCCGAGGUCUUCCUCAAGUACAUCCACCGCAACAGCGUCACCAUGGCAACCAUCUCUGGCCACAGCGUCACCGCCUCUGGGGUGACGGGCAUUGCCGAAGUUACAGGGCACUCCCGUGUGCCAGAGCAGCAGGUCAAAGGUAUCCUCAGUGAGCUCCUGCAGAGGGAGAAUAGGGUGCUUCAUUUCUGGACCUUAAGGAAACGUCGCCUGGACCAAUGCCAGCAGUACCUGCUGUUCCAGAGCCACGCCCAGCAGGCUCUUGAUUGGCUGCAGCAGACAGGAGAGCACUACCUUUCCACUCACACGUCGCCAGGGGCAACCGGCGCAGAGACCCAGGAGCUGCUGGCACAACAUAGAGAGUUCUGUGUCUCUGCCAAGAACACUCAGGAGAAGGUGCACCUGUUGAUCCAGCUAGCAGAGAGCAUGCUGGGUAAAGGCCACUCCCACAGGACAGAGCUACGGAGGUGUGUCGCGGCCGUGGACAAGCGCUACCGCGAGUUCUCCCUGCGCAUGGGGCAGCACCGCAAUGCCCUGGAGACCGCUUUGGGGGGCUGCUCACAGGACAAUAAGGACCUGGAGCUGGAGCUGAUCCCAAACAGCCUGUCUGACUCGGACCCGGAAGUGAACCUCAAUGACCCCAACCACGAGCUCAGCGACGAGAAGAGGAGGACAGCGAGGAAGAAAGAGUACAUCAUGGCUGAGCUCCUUCAGACUGAGAGAGUGUAUGUGAGGGACCUGCAGGAGUGUAUUGAGACCUACCUCUGGAAGAUGACGAGUGGAUCGGAGGACAUCCCUGCGGGGAUCGCCAACAAGGACGACAUUGUGUUUGGAAACAUCCAGGACAUCUACGAGUUUCAUAACAGUAUAUUUCUUAAGGAGCUGGAAAACUAUGAGCAGCUUCCCGAAGAUGUGGGACACUGUUUUGUCACCUGGGCUGAUAAGUUCCAGAUGUACGUGACGUACUGCAGAAACAAGCCUGACUCCAGCCUGCUCAUACAACAACAUGGAGCUGGCUUCUUCGAGGAGGUCCAGAGGAGGCAUGGUCUGGCUAACUCCAUCUCCUCAGCCCUCAUCAAGCCUGUUCAGCGCAUCACCAAGUAUCAGCUCCUGCUCAAGGAGUUGCUAGCGUGUUGUGAGGAAGGUAAAGGUGAGAUCAAGGAGGGUCUGGAUGUCAUGCUGAGUGUUCCCAAGCGUGCCAACGACGCCAUGCAUGUCAGCAUGCUGGAGGGUCUGGAGGAGGGCUUGGAGGUGCAGGGAGAGCUGCUGCUCCAGGAUAACUUCCAGGUGUGGGAUCCCAAGUCUCUGAUCCGGAAGGGGCGGGAACGCCACCUGUUCCUGUUUGAGCUGUCGCUGGUCUUCAGCAAGGAGAUGAAGGACUCCACAGGACGCACCAAGUACCUGUACAAGAGCAGGCUAAGGACCUCUGAGUUGGGGGUGACAGAGCACAUCGAGGGCGACCCCUGUAAGUUUGCCCUGUGGGUUGGUCGGACCCCCACCUCAGACAACAAGACCGUCCUCAAGGCUGCCUCUCUGGAGCUCAAGCAGGAGUGGGUGAGGAACGUGCGACAGGUGAUACAGGAGAGGCGGGGCCACCUGAGGGGGGCUCUGAGGGAGCCUAUCCCCCUCCCCAAGACCCCCGCCCCCACACUAGCACGCCAGCGCAGCAUCAACAGGAGGGACGCUAGCGAGGAUGCAGACAGCCUGGGUGAUGCCAGCAGCCAGCCAGACACGGUCUCCAUCGCUUCCCGCACCUCCCAGAACACUGCUGAUAGUGACAAGCUGUCUGGUGGCUGUGAGCUGACCGUGGUUCUGCUGGACUUCGUGGCGGGCGGUCCCGGGGAGCUGAGCGUGCGCUGUGGGCAGACGGUUGAGCUUGUGGAACGUUCCGCCGAGCGGCCCGGCUGGUGUCUGGUCCGGACCACUGACCACACCCCCUCUCAGGAGGGCCUGCUGCCCAUGAGCGCCCUCUGCCUGUCGCACUCGCACAGCGCAGACAUGGACGGCCUGGUUCCCACCGCUACCACCGCCAAAGGUCGGCACGCGCACACACACACACACACAUACAGUAAGAGGAUUACGUUCAAAACAACAAACUCCUGCUCUCACUCUCAAAGCAUAACACAAACCAAUUCGAUGGGGUCAGGUGACAGCAGAUUGGACUCGGCCGCAACCCUCCAAUCUUCCCUGGGCUCCAGCAGCACGGUGGUGACCUCCCCCAUGGGAGGAGUGGGUCCUCCCGGGGUCAACGUUGGUUCCCCGGGACCCAAACGGAGCGGCUCCGGUACGGGUAACACGCUGAAGCGCUGGCUGACCAGUCCGGUGAGGAGGCUGAGCCAGGGCAAAGCCGACAGCCAGGGGAAGAAACCUCCACUCCGCACACGGAGGAGGGAGAACCGUCCAGAGCUGGCCACGCCACUGACGGCCAACACACACGUGGGUGGGAAGAGGGAGGAGUCGGUCCAGAGUGGUGGAGAGGAGGAGCCAGAGGAGGACCCCCACACUCCCCUCCCCCCUCCCAUGGAGAUCAUCAAGGACCCCAACAACCCUGAAGGACUGGAUUCAGACCAGGGGUCAAAUGAGUCAGACACAGAGCAGAAAAACAAGGCGAUGAGGGGCCGCAUGUUUGUCGUAAAUGAAAUGGUACAGUCAGAGAAGGAUUAUGUAAAGGACCUCGGUGUCAUAGUAGAGGGCUUCAUGUCCAGGCUGGAGGUGAGGGGAGUUCCUGAGGACAUGAGGGGGAAAGAUAAGAUCGUGUUUGGGAACAUCCAUCAAAUCUACGAUUGGCACCGAGAUUUUUUCCUGGUGGAGCUAGAGAAAUGUGUAGAGGACCAUGAUCUGCUGGCAGAACUCUUCAUUAAACACGAGAGGCGGUUGCACAUGUAUGUGGUUUACUGUCAGAACAAGCCACGGUCAGAGUUCAUUGUGGUUGAGUAUGAGUCCUUCUUUGAGGAGAUACAACGUGAGAUCAGCUGUAGGAUGUCUGUCAGUGACUACCUAAUCAAGCCCGUUCAGAGGAUCACCAAGUAUCAACUUCUGCUCAAGGACUUCCUCAAGUACAGCUCCAAAGCAGGAUCGGACUGUGAGGAAAUUGAGAAAGCCAUGGAACUGAUGUCCCUGGUGCCCAAACGCUGUAAUGACAUGAUGAACCUGGGUCGCCUACAGGAUUACGAGGGCAAGCUGACGAGCCAAGGCAAGCUGCUGCAGCAGGAGACCUUCUGCGUGUGGGAGCAGGACGGAGGGGUCCUCUCCCGCAGCAAGGAGAGGCGGGUCUUCCUGUUCGAGCAGAUCAUCAUCUUCAGCGAGUUCAUCCGCAAAGGCUCCUCCACACCCGGCUACCAGUACAAGAAGAGCAUUAAGGUGAGCUACCUGGCCAUGCAGGAGAGCGUGGAGGGAGACCCCUGCAAGUUUGUGCUGUGGUCCUGGGGCUCUGCCGAGCGCUUCACUCUGCAGGCUGCCAGCCCCGCCAUCAAACAGCUGUGGACGGCCCACAUCACCGAACUACUGGACACACAGAGCAACUUCCUCUCUGCUUUGCAGUCUCCCAUUGAAUAUCAGAGGAAGGAGGGUGGGGGCACACACACGGUGUCCCGCCCCCUGUCUGGCUGCGGGAUCAAAACAUCAGGCCGCCCCCCCUCCGUGCCCCCCACCCCGAACGGACACAACACACACAAUCAGCAGGAGAGCGAGGCACAGGAGGACGAGGAGCUGGUGCUGGUGAGCCAGGACUUCACAGCAGUACGGGAAGAUGAGAUCACCGUGCUUCGCGGAGAGAAAGUGCAGAUUUUAGCGUCCAACCAGCACGGCCAGUGUCUGGUCUACCGACCUGCCAACUCUGAGUCCCCCCCAGCUGAAGGCUGGGUGCCUCGCACUGUCCUCCACAACCAAUGACAACAACAACAUCAACCAUGACUACCACUACACACGCCUCACCAAUCCUCUCAACAGCACUAGUUUGUUUUAAUACUAGUUAAACCCAAUAACACUAGUGAAACCCAUACAGCUUCAAACCAACUAGGGAGCAACUAGUUAGUUAUAUCAGAUAUGCAAACCCAACUUGCUGCAACGACAAACUUGUCUUGAAAAACGGCUAGUUAAACACAGGGUACAUCUUUCCCAACCAGGUCAACCAGUCAGUCUCAUAUGCACAGCUUAUAAUAACUUAAACUGGUCUCUCAUUCUCAGUGACGACUAGGGGAUCCAUUACAACCAGUAACGUGCUCUUAGUCCAAGACUAGUAACAGGUGCUACACCAGUCAACCAAUGAGGCCACAGAUCGGAAGAGGCCUGAUGGUGGAGGCUGUCCAGGUUGACAUCUGGAGUGGAAACAGACUGCUACUGGAGGAGAAGGGAGGAUAAUGUCAUCCCACGACCAGAGGAGCAGUUGCUCAUUGGUCAAAAAAGACGUAUGGGUUGGGCACGUGACUGUACGGCCAAAUAAGGCUGGAUAGCUUCUGUUUUUAGGGAUGCUAGCAGUAAGCUAGUAGCAGCUGGAGAGGGUGUGAGAAAACGGGAUGUCAACAGGUUAUGUUUACAACAUUACAGUGUAUCAGGGGCUAGGAUUACUUGGACUGUCCCUUACCCCACCCACACCUCCAACCCUGGGUUCCCCUGUGCCAGGUGGGCGAGGUGACAUCAUUCUUUUGUUGAUAUAUGUAAAAAGAAGAAGAAGAAAAAAGAGAAAGUCUCACGACAUAGAGGUCUGAGCACAUUAAGCAAAAUAAAGAGUUCUUAUAUGAUUACUAUAUUCUGUUUUUCACCUAAAUAGGAAACAGAAAAGUAUUGUCCUGUUAAUGUCCGUGUGUGCGAGUGUGUGUGCGAGUGUGUGUGUGUUAGUGAUCCUUGAGGGUUCUUCAUAGGGCUCCCAUGUUCUCUGUGUUUUUUCACUGACAGAAAGCUGUUUCCUGUUCUGACCUGUGUCCUUUUGAUGUUGUUUCCUGUGUAGAGUUGCUGUUAUGAAGAGUUGUGCAGUGCGAAGGACACUCCGAAUGUGCAUCCUUGUACUUUUAAUGUAAUCCAGAGUUUAAAGCGUAAUAUUAUGCAUUCUUUUGAACAUGUAAAUAAUAUUUUACAACUAUGUAUAUGAUUCAGCAGAAGAAACAUGAAAGUUAUCUCAUCUUAUCUAAACCUCUUACUGAUCAUUGAUAAACCUCAUUUCACCAUAUUGGAUUGAAAGGUUGAACCGGUGAACAGUUGAGCUUUCAAUUCUUCUCUUUCUAGAAGUUGCCUAGAGACCCAGUUUAAGGAUAAUCUAACUAUCCCCUAACCCCUACUCCUAACCUUAAAGAAAGUAGAUGGGUCAAAAAAAAAUUACAACUGUGACUCUUCUAUGUCUCUGGGCAUCAAUGUUUGGUUUGAACCUGGGACUGCACUAGCAGCACUCUUGCUAUCCCUUCAUGGAACUUCUUCAGUUAUACUUUUUGUGCCAUUACAACCAAAUCAAACCCUACUCCCCAUACACACUAACAAACUUAGUGCACUUUAUGGAGCAUAGUGUUUGAUUUGGGACAUAGCCUCUUCUAUCAUACAGGAUCAACAUUGAUUUGUAUAUAAGAAAUGGCUUCUAUCUCACCUCUAAGUUAUGUAUUGUGGUUUGUAAUAAAGACCAUUUUUCAUCUCUGAUGAAGGCUCAUGUUUGUGUUUUGA
Messenger RNA from Hypomesus transpacificus, 8901 nucleotides. It is a transcript of the gene kalrnb, whose product is annotated as kalirin RhoGEF kinase b. The transcript has 50 exons. Gene Ontology annotation, cellular component: cytoplasm. Lineage: Eukaryota; Metazoa; Chordata; Actinopteri; Osmeriformes; Osmeridae. Bases 1 to 7146 code for a protein of 2381 amino acids. Gene Ontology annotation, molecular function: guanyl-nucleotide exchange factor activity; protein binding. The record is from RefSeq and is a predicted model, not a curated record.